Thermothelomyces thermophilus ATCC 42464 is the source of this 1142-nucleotide messenger RNA. RefSeq lists its product as uncharacterized. The record is from RefSeq and is a predicted model, not a curated record. The transcript has 2 exons. The coding region runs from base 254 to 694 and encodes 146 amino acids. NCBI's taxonomy places the organism in Eukaryota, Fungi, Ascomycota, Sordariomycetes, Sordariales, Chaetomiaceae.
CAGGUAUGUACCUACCUUACGUACAUACAUACAGCUGGGAGCCACUGGGUUUCUGCAGUACCACGUUCCAGAGAGGGAAGGCAAGGCCCCUCCCCCGCUGUUCUCACCACACUUUCCCACAAUCGGGAAGCAAAGAACCCAGCAGGCUGAGCUACUACUACCUCUUUCAACCAAAACAAGCACCGAGAACAACAACCACACCAAAAAAAGAGAAGAAAGAGCGGAAAGAAGUUUUAAAAAAAACAAAACAAAAAUGGGCGACCACAUCAAAGACAUCUUAACCCUCGCCGCCCUGGACGAGCUGACCUCGACCCACAAGUACGUAAUCAUCGACUUCACGGCCCAGUGGUGCCCCCCCUGCAAGGCCAUCGCGCCGCUCUUCCACAAGCUGGCCGCCGAGUACGCCCGCCCCGGGGCGCUCGCCUUUGCCCGCGUCGACGUCGACGAGGCCUCCGAGGUGGCCGCCAAGUUCGGCAUCUCCGCCAUGCCCACCUUCCUGUUCCUCGUCGACGGCGUGGCCGAUGGCUUCGACGACGGCGGGGCCCUCACCGGCGCGGCCGUCCAGAGAACCGACGACCGCGCCCUGUCGAUCCGCGGGGCGGAUCCCAAGAACUUGGUCAGCGCCGCCAUCAAGCUGUCCGAGUUGGCAGCUAAGGAGCUGGUAGCCGAGGAGGUAACGGCCGAGAGCGCUUAGGUGUCAGGGCGAGCGGACGGACGAGACGUAUCUACAGGUCGGCCAUGUGACGUUGGCCGGCCGAGGUACGCCACAUCCCGCAGGGACACCGUGGACUGGCGAUGGAUAAGAUGGAUACCAUCACCAGCAACUCAGCUGCACUUUCUGCGCUGCGCAAUACUAGGUAUCUUGCCUUAGUGCGUUGCCGCCCUGUUGGCAGACCAGCGCCAGCCAUGUACUGUAAAACCGACAGGUAUCUCUCUAAGCAUACAUCUAUGGUAUCAUCCCUCAAAACUCCAAACAAGUCACUCCAAAACCACCUAACAGCCAAUCGAAACUCCCAUCUACGCUGUACAUGCCGCCACUUGGUGCAAAAGCGCCGUUGUUCAGACGUGACGAGAUUGUGUCCCAGCUUCGCUUCCCACACAAAGUCCACCACCCUCUCCUCUCGUCAAUCUCCCCCCCCCCC